UCAGGAUGGCGUUCGGUCGCGGAGGCAGCGCCAUGUUGCAGGCCAUGUCCGGCAGGCCGAAAGUGAAGGUGAUCGAUCCCAGCAUCGUGCCUGCUGCUCGUAAGGGUCUAUCCUCACCAUGGGCAGAGUGCGACAGGAAAGGUCCCUUCACAACUGAGUACUCGGAGAACUUCUUUCUGCUCGUAAGAGACGACGACGAUGAGCCGUCCAAGAUUCAAAUCUCUCAACUCCUCAACCGACCGGCGAGCUCGCUCUCGAUGGAUUCGUUGUUGGUGGAGCCCAACAAGGAGGAAGACAUCGACGAGUCACCGUACGCUGCUGAGCCGGUGAGGGCAAUAAUCAAGGACGUACAUCCCACGGUACCCGAGGACCCAGUCGUUGCGGCGAUCAUUCAGUCAGCGGACCAGCAUCGGACUAAGAAAGAGAAACCCACACUGAAGAAUCGCAUCUCAGAGGUGACUGGUCACACCAAGAAGAUGGAAGAAAACCUCGGAAGGAAUGAGCAGAGGGGUUUCUUGCCUCAGAACGGAAGCUCUCGCCAUACGAAGCUGUCUGCCGGAAAGAUUAAGACAGGCAAGGUUGAAGUCAUGGAAGGAGACAUUGGAACCUGGGUGCCGUUUGCUGAGGGCAAGUGGUACGAGAGGAAAGACAAGAGGUUCUCAGAAGAAAUGAGGAGGUACAUGUCUGGAAUCCACCACAUCAGCAGUCACAGGCCAACAAACAUGCACGCGAGGUUUGAGACGACGACGCAAGGGAAAGCUGGACAGGACGUGAGGAAGUCUUCAGUGUCGAGGCGUGAGGAGAAGAAAGGCUCUAGAGCAGUGAGUGCGAGGGCGGCAGCUCGGCAGUCCCGACCGACCUCGGCUCCUCCCAGUCAUGGUUACAAGAAUGUCCACGACAAGAUCAAGAGGCUGGCGGAGAAAGAUGUGCAGACCUUGAUAGUCGGCGAAAUGGGCUCGGUGCAACGAGAGGACAAGGACGAUGGCAAGGUGGUGGUGGAGGAAGAGGAGGAGGAGAGGGUGAAGGAGAAGGAGCCCCUGAAUGGUGGUAGAGGCGCAGUGGAGCGAGCUAGAGUGAACAAGCAGACCGUCGCUUCGCUUCUGUCUCACAGCAAGAAGGAGGAAAACCAUGAGACGUCCAAGGCUCAGAAGGACAACAAACAGCCCAGCGAGAGUCCGGAGCAAGACUGGAUUCUUGUGUCCCACGACGAUGUUGAUGAGCGAGGAGGAGCAGGGGAGUCAGCAGGCGGAGAAGGAGAAAGAGCAGGAGGGAGCUGGCGGCCUUCGUCUCCUGCCGCCGCUGCGUGCAUGCUGAGAGGAGGCCCCCCUCCCGGUUACAGGUUGUUCGCUCCCGGCGUUACCGCGUGGAAGAAUCCGAAGAAUUAUUUCGGCCUUCCGCUCACCGCCUUGCAGGAAGUCCCGGAGUCCGACGAUCUCAUGGGGAGAGGCCGCAGUCUGCUCCUCUUCAUCGCACGUCUCAAGAUUUCCCGUUGA
Molecule: messenger RNA, 1493 nt
Organism: Guillardia theta CCMP2712
Lineage: Eukaryota; Cryptophyceae; Pyrenomonadales; Geminigeraceae
Exons: 9
Coding region: 6-1493 (495 amino acids)
Source: RefSeq, a predicted model, not a curated record